AUGGUAGGAGACCCCAUGAAGCGCAACCAAAACCUAUAUUGCCAGUACCACCAAGAGCCGAGGCACACCACCGAAGACUGCAGGAACUUAAGGAACCACUUAGACCAGCUGGUCCGAGAGGGAAAAUUAAGGCACCUCCUGCAUCAUUCCAGUGGUCAACAAGGACAGGCGAAUUCGGAGUUCCAGAGAGACACCUCCUUAAGACCUCCUAUAGGCACAAUAAAUGUCAUUCUUGCUGCUCCGGGAAGGACCGGCUCUUGUCCUUCCAGAGUGAUGUCUGUGGCUCGACUAUCCACCAAGGACGACGAUCGGGAGUCCAAAAAGGCCAAGAAGGAAGCCUCACCAGUGCUGGGCUUCUCGGACGAAGAUAAGAUCGGAACCAUCCAACCCCAUGACGAUGCUCUGGUAGUCACACUUAGGAUAGGAGGAUAUGAUGUGAAGAGAGUGCUAGUAGAUCAGGGCAAUGCCUUGGAAGUAAUGUACCCCGACCUGUACAAGGGGUUGAACUUAAAACCUGAGGACCUAACGCCGUACGAUUCCCCUCUAGUAAGUUUCGAGGGAAAGACCGUUACUCCAAGAGGCCAGAUUAGACUGCCCAUACAAACCGGUUCGGAUGUGGUAGAGGUGGAUUUCAUUGUGGUUGACGCUUAUUCACCCUACACAGCUAUUGUGGCUAGACCUUGGCUUUAUGCCUUAGGAGCCAUCUCUUCUACUCUGCACCAGAAGGUGAAGUAUCCGUCAAAGGGUCAGGUUAAAGAGAUUGUGGGGGAUUAG
Messenger RNA from Quercus robur (English oak), 774 nucleotides. RefSeq lists its product as uncharacterized. Bases 1 to 774 code for a protein of 257 amino acids. The transcript has a single exon. The record is from RefSeq and is a predicted model, not a curated record. Lineage: Eukaryota; Viridiplantae; Streptophyta; Magnoliopsida; Fagales; Fagaceae.